Molecule: messenger RNA, 1221 nt
Organism: Arabidopsis thaliana (thale cress)
Lineage: Eukaryota; Viridiplantae; Streptophyta; Magnoliopsida; Brassicales; Brassicaceae
Gene: PRP3
Product: proline-rich protein 3
Exons: 2
Coding region: 57-998 (313 amino acids)
Source: RefSeq, marked reviewed
CAAAGAACACAACAAACGAACUAGCUUAAGGCAAUAUACAAGCCAAGCGCUCAGCAAUGGCGAUCACACGCUCCUCCUUGGCCAUUUGCCUCAUCCUCUCUUUGGUUACCAUAACCACCGCCGAUUACUACUCUCCCUCAUCUCCUCCGGUUUACAAAUCACCGGAACACAAACCCACGCUCCCGUCUCCGGUUUACACUCCACCCGUUUACAAGCCUACCCUCUCCCCUCCAGUCUACACUAAGCCAACUAUCCCACCUCCGGUUUACACCCCACCGGUUUACAAGCAUACACCCUCACCUCCGGUUUACACUAAGCCAACUAUCCCACCCCCAGUGUACACCCCACCCGUUUACAAGCCAACUCUCUCACCUCCGGUUUACACUAAACCCACUAUCCCACCUCCCGUUUACACCCCACCGGUUUACAAGCCAACUCCGGUUUACACUAAGCCAACAAUCCCACCUCCGGUUUACACUCCACCGGUUUACAAGCCUACUCCCUCUCCCCCGGUCUACAAAAAGUCUCCAAGCUAUUCGUCUCCUCCUCCUCCAUACGUACCAAAACCAACCUACACUCCAACCACCAAGCCAUACGUCCCAGAGAUUCUUAAGGCCGUUGAUGGCAUCAUUCUAUGCAAAAACGGCUACGAAACCUACCCUAUUCUAGGAGCAAAGAUACAGAUUGUGUGUUCCGACCCAGCAUCAUACGGUAAAAGCAACACCGAGGUUGUGAUCUACAGUAAUCCAACUGACUCUAAGGGAUACUUCCACUUGUCGUUGACCAGUAUUAAGGAUCUAGCUUACUGUCGUGUCAAGCUCUACUUAUCUCCGGUCGAGACUUGCAAGAACCCGACCAAUGUUAACAAGGGUCUCACAGGAGUUCCCUUGGCGUUGUACGGAUACCGUUUCUACCCGGACAAGAACUUGGAGCUCUUUAGCGUCGGACCUUUCUACUACACUGGUCCCAAGGCUGCCCCCGCCACUCCCAAAUACUGAUCGUGAUGAUCAUAUUAUGAUGAUGAUGAUUAUGAUUUUGCAUGCAUUAUAUAAGAGGUCACUUUAAUCAAUUUAUUAUUUGGAAUUUUUUCCCUUGAAAAUGUUCUUUUGUUUGUUUGUUCCGAUUUCAUUUGAUUCCAAUGCAAUCUAUCCUUUUGGUUAUGCUUUUCAUUUCAUAUAAUAAAAUUGCAAGAGUAAAUUCUUUUUUUUUUUUUUUGUUUAU